Molecule: messenger RNA, 2608 nt
Organism: Clunio marinus
Lineage: Eukaryota; Metazoa; Arthropoda; Insecta; Diptera; Chironomidae
Source: the annotation of a GenBank genome assembly
ACAAUGGAAGUUCAGUCACCUCAAAGUGUGCAAAUUAAUUUUAAUAACAAGAUCAUAACAUUGCAUAAUGUGACAAUUGUAAAGAAUCCUAAAAUCAUCACAAUCGAUGCAAGCGCAUAUUCAAAUUUCUUGAAGGGAUCGCCUGUUAAGUUAGGAAAUGGAAUUCCAGUGACAACGACAACAGCGAUAAGUCCUCUAAAACUGUCGAUGCCAACACUUGUUCCUUUAAAGCCCAGUUCUGAAUCACCUCAAUUAGUAACGUCAAGAGUUGCUUGCUCAUUUCCGAACUCAACUCUUGUAAAACAACUCCCAAAGUUUACAACUGCUCAAGUUAUUAAAACAAUUCAAACUAAGAAUAGCAUCACAACAAAUCCACCGAUCACUCCUGUAAAAUUACAACAAAUUCCUGUGAAAACUCAACCAACUGUAAUUAUAAGCCCUCCGAAGAAAAUUGUUUCAAACAGUCCUUCGCCAGUCAAAGUCGAAGCACCAAUUUAUCCACAAACAAGUACAAGUACCGUACCGACAAUUGAAACUUCAAUUGCUGUACCAACAAAAGUUAUAAUUUCACCUCCAUUGAAGAACAAAAUAAGUCCAUGUUCUUUGACAUCUCCAGAAAGAAAAAGAAGAUGCUCAAAACUUGAUUUUCGUUGUUUAUUUUGCAAUGAAGUUUAUGACGAUUCAAGUUUAUUGGUCGAACAUCUUAAACAGCAACAUCCACAGUCUGUUAAAAUUCCAAGUCAAGAUGAACAUGAACAACAAGACACAGAAGAAAAAUCAAAACCGACUGAGGAAGAACGUGUGCUUCCAAAUCUGCCACAAUCAAAAUUCGAAGAACAUGUUCCAACUUUAUCCGUGAAGAAGGAACCGCUUGAAGAAGUUCAAUCAAAUAAUGAUCAUGUUAAUGAUGAAAUUGAUGAUGAUGAUGAAUUUGAUGACACAAAUUUUGAAUAUUUUUCAAGUAUUUUGGAGCCAAUUUGUGAAUUAAAUUGUGAAAAUGAUUCAAAUGAAGAAGUUCAAGAUGAAAAUGAAGCGAUGAGACUUUAUCGUGAAGCGAUGGAGAUGAAUUACCUUCAAAAUGGGAUAAAGAAACGAGGAAGGAGGAAAAGACAUAAUUCAAAGCCAUUAGUUGAGAAUACGAUAGCGAUGAAUGGAAUUCUGGCUGGAUUACUUGACACAACCGUUCUUAAAGUUCCAAAAGGUCCCGGACGUGGAAGAAGGAAGGAAAUUGAUGAAAAAGAAUUGGAAAUCGAUCGAAGUAAUGGCGUUUGCUUAUUCAGUUGUAAUCGAUGUGAUGAAACUUUUAAAUAUGCUGGAGAUUUAGCCAAACAUGUUCGAUCGCACACAAUCAGCUCACCUUAUCAGUGUUCGAUAUGUCAGAGAAAAUUUACACACAUUGGAAGUCUCAACACGCAUUUAAGAAUUCAUUCGGGUGAAAGACCGUACAAGUGCAAUCAAUGCGAUAAAAGUUUCACACAAUCAAAUUCUUUAAUGGUUCAUGUGAAGUCUCAUCUUUCAAACAAACCUUUCCAAUGUGAACAAUGCAAUAAAGGUUUUCUCAACGCAUCAAGUCUCGCACUUCAUCAGAAGACGCACACCGGGCCAACAACUGUCACUUGUCCCAUCGAUGAAUGUGGGAAGGAAUUCCGUGAUAAUAAUUUACUUGAAGAGCAUAUGAUGACACAUCGAUUGUCAUUACUUUAUCAAUGUUCGUUGUGUUCGGAGAAGUUUGAGCAAAGCUGUUUGUUGGUACAACAUGUCAAGUCUCACAUUGGCGAUAAACCAUUUCAAUGUAAUCAAUGUGGAAAAUGUUUUACACAACCUGGAAGUUUAAACACUCAUCUUAGGAUUCACACAGGAGAAAAACCUUUUGAAUGCGUUAUGUGUGGCAAGAGAUUCACUCAAGCGUCAAGUUUGAGCGUUCACAUGAAAGUUCAUGGCGAGAAGGAAUUUAAAUGCGUGAUUGAAAAUUGUAAGAAAUCGUACAGCCAAGAAGCUUAUUUGAAGAAACAUAUGAUGAAGCAUAUUGAAGCUAGCUUGAAUUUUGAGAAUGAUCACGUGAAGCAAGUGGCAGCUGAAUAAAAUAUUUUGACGACUUGACGAUCUCAUGUAUCAAAUUUCAUUGGCUAUUGAAUCUUUAUCAUUAAUUAACAAAAACAUUCACUGAAUGUACAACAACAUGAAGCAAAAAUCUCUGCUAUUUAUAUCCCCAUCAGUAUUUUAGGUUGUAAAAAGCGAAAAUGAAUUUAAAAAUUAAUCUAGAAAUUUAGUGCUCAAUAAGCUUUUAUGAUGACAAAACUAAAGAAAUUUCAUAAUUUUAGUUUAAGGAAAACUAAAGUUUCAAAGAAAAAACAUUCAGAACUUUAAUUGAAUUAAAAUUUCUUUUAAACUUCAUUUGAAUAAAUUUUUUUUAAUAAGAUAACUCCUAGAAACUUAAUUUAAGUUUUUACAAGGCAAAUAACUUAAUUUUCUUAAUGAGUUCCUUGUGUGAUUUAGAUUUUAGCAACAAUUUUCUGAUAUUGAUUUGCAUGAACUUUUGUUUCAUUCUUUUAAUGAUGAAAAGAACUUUAGAAGAUCGUUUGAAAGUUGAAUAUAAAAAUAAAAUUCA